Molecule: messenger RNA, 1669 nt
Organism: Amaranthus tricolor (Joseph's coat)
Lineage: Eukaryota; Viridiplantae; Streptophyta; Magnoliopsida; Caryophyllales; Amaranthaceae
Product: cell wall protein RBR3-like
Exons: 6
Coding region: 1-1488 (495 amino acids)
Molecular function (GO): calmodulin binding
Source: RefSeq, a predicted model, not a curated record
AUGAUUGGGAACUGGUUUACUAAAACUACAAAUAGAGAAGUAUUCAUCAGGCACAGGAAUAACCUGUGUAAGAGUCUAACAUCAAUUAGUCUCACAUACAAGAAGGAAUUCAUAAGGCCUGAAGAGGGUUGGAGAUGGCAGAUCAUACCCUCAUCAAAUGAUAUAAAAAAGUUGCAGCUAAUGAUAUCCUCGACUCUAGAGGAUUGUGUAGAACUGAGGAAAGGAAGAGGGAAGACAGAUCGAGGGAUGUUGAGAGGAACUAAGAAGAUUAAGGGAAAUAGGAGAAUAGCAAAGAGAGGCUUUGAGGUUGAGGUUGAGGUUUUGGCGAGGUUAGUUGGUAUUAGUGGAUUCGGAGAAAAGGAGUUGGGAGGAGGGAAUUUCAAGUUAUAUCCUGAAUUUGAUUCUCAUGUUGAAUUCAAGGGAAAAUACAUGGCAGCAACAAGGAAGGGAAAUGCAAGUAUAGGGAAAGAAAAGAGGGAGACAUCUCCUUCAACUUCAAGUACCCUUUAUAAGAAAAAUCUUAAACCCUUAUCAAACUCUUCUUCCUCAAUCAGGGAUGAAACUACAAGUUCUAGUAAACCUAUUCCUAACUAUCUCAAACCCACCAUAAGCUCGAGCCUCGAUCCAACUAAACAAGCUAAGAAAUCGAGUCUUGACACAUCAAACUCUAAGCCCGCGUACACUAGAAGGCGAUCCUUCGACCUGCCCCCAUCGGCUUCUAAGGUGCAAAGGGCCAUAGGGAAUAGUGGGGCGCGCAAUAUUAGGCCUAUUCGAUCCUCGUCCUUUUCGAACAAUUCACUUACUCCCUCGUCAUCCUCUUUUGUUAGGCCAUCAUCCAAUAAGUUGUAUGCUAGAACCUCGAGUUUGAAGGAUGGGCAUAUUUCAACUCGCAAUCUAAAAAAGAGUAAACAACAACCAACAACACCAUCGAUUUCUUCUAAGAGUAUGAUUGAAGAAUCGAGUGUUGAUGAGGAAAACAAUGAGUUGGUGAAUCUCGAUGAUCAUGAGGUUCAAUCACUUCCCGAGAUGUCAGAAAUGCCUGACACCAACGAGGAAUUGGGUGACCCGAUUAGUGAUCUAUUGGUAGAAGAGGAAGUAAAACAAGUUGAAAACGAUACUAAUGAUCAAGUAAUCGAGAAGGUUGCAACAGAGGAGACUAAACAAACAGAUCUUAGUGAAGAAACUGCAGGGGAUCAGCAAUGUAAGGAUGAAACGAGUGCGCCUCAGGUGGGCCCCACUGGGAUAUCGGAAGAAGAAACUACCGAGAAUGAAGCUGUGAUGGAAGAGGAAGAAACCGAAGCAAUAGAAACAGAAGUCGAGGCUGAAACACAACAAUCUGGUUCUGUUGGGAAGAAUGAUAAGCAAGCUUAUAAUGAAGUGAUUGAAGAAACUGCUUCCAAACUUAUGGGAGGGAAGAAGAACAAAGUUUUGGCAUUAGCUGGUGCAUUUGAGACUGUUAUUUCUUUGCAAGAUACUAACAAAACCUGAUAGGCUAGUCGUACGUAUACAUGUACAUUUGUACGUAUACAUAUGUGUAUAUUCAUAUUUGCUUUGUAUUUAUUGUUUCAAUUGUAAUCACCCUGUUUUAGUUUUAGAUCGUAAGACAAAAAUUAUUAAUAUUUAAAUGCUUGAGUUGUACUGAAUUGUCCCACAUCCUUGGUUGAAAGAA